Molecule: messenger RNA, 2382 nt
Organism: Mauremys mutica (yellowpond turtle)
Lineage: Eukaryota; Metazoa; Chordata; Testudines; Geoemydidae
Gene: UBXN6
Product: UBX domain protein 6
Exons: 11
Coding region: 194-1450 (418 amino acids)
Cellular component (GO): cytoplasm
Molecular function (GO): protein binding
Source: RefSeq, a predicted model, not a curated record
CCCGGCAGGAGCUGGUACAGCACAGGAAGAACUGACUGGACCCAGUGCGGCUUCAGGGAACACAUUCGUUCGAGUCCUGACCACAGUAUUGCUAUUCUUGGUGCUGAUUUUCUGAUGAUGAUAGAAAAAUCAUUUGACUUGUAAAGGAGCAGGAUUGAUCUAGAGGCAGUUGAGACAAAUACAGAACCUCACCAUGUUAUGGGAAAGGGCCCCCAAAGAAAAGCCAAAAGCAGCCACCCCCAAGUCUCGCCAAGGGCCCACAGAUGAGGCCCAGAUGGCAGCAGCGGCAGCCUUGGCCCGGCUGGAGCAGAAACCCAAGCCUUGGCUCCCUUCAUCCCAGGAUGCCAUCAAGAGUCAGGUGAAAAAGGAGCUUCUGGCUGAAGCAGCAGCAAGUGAGAGCGGACUGUCCACAGAUCACAAGCUCUUUCUUCAGAGUCCUGUGUCUGCAGUUGAGGAAGAAACAGCUGGACUGUCAGUGUCAGGGGUCUAUUUCGUUUGCCCACUAACUGGGGCCACCGUAAGGAAAGACCAGAAGGAAGCACACAUAAAAGAGGCCAUCCUCUUGCAUUCCUCUAGAGACCCAGUGGCUGCCUCGAUCAUGGAGAUUCAUACCUUCAACAGGGACCGAGAGAGAGUGAAACUUGGUGUUGAGACCAUUGCUAAAUACCUGGAUAACAUCCACCUCCAUCCAGAGGAGGAGAAGUACCGGAAAAUCAAACUGCAGAAUAAAGUGUUUCAGGAAAGGAUAAACUGUCUAGAAGGGACACACGAGUUUUUCCAGGCCGUUGGGUUUGAGAAGGAAACACUGCCUGUUCCAGGACAAGAGACCACAGAAGAGUACUAUGUGCUGAAGGAGGAAGUGUUGACUAAGCUGGAGGACCUCAAGGACUACAAGGAGCAGCUGUUGAGCUCUGAGCCGGUGAAGGCCCAGCUGGAUCGCCAGAUCUGCGUAUUCAAACCCUCCCCACAAGCUGCCCAGUUUGAGCUGCCCCAUGACUUCUACAACCUCACGGCAGAGGAGCUAAAACGGGAGCAGCGGCUCCGGACGGAAGCAGUGGAGAAGGCCUCUAUGCUGAGGACAAAGGCUAUGCGGGAGAGAGAAGAACAAAGGGAGAUGCGGAAAUAUAACUACACACUGCUACGAGUCCGUUUCCCUGAUGGAUACAUUCUGCAAGGGACAUUCUAUGCCCGGGAGCCAGUAUCUGUGCUCUACAGGUUUGUGAGAGAAGCACUGAAGGAUGAUUGGAUGCCCUUUGAGCUACUUGCACCCGGAGGUCUUAAACUGACGGAAGAGAACUUGGCAUUCAAUGAGUGUGGGCUGGUGCCAUCUGCUCUCCUGACACUUGCAUGGGAUGCAGCUGUCAUGGCUGACAUAAAAGCUUCAGGAGAAGAGCAGAAAGGAAGCCCCUUGAAACCAGAACUCCUUUCUGCUGUCCAGAUAUUGUCAUGAAAUAAACAGGAUUGGAUUGAGUGCGGUUGGUUCUAUUAUGUGCCAUUGCCUGCUCCCCCUGCACGCCUCAAGCACGAAAAUGGAAGCUGCCUUAACAGUUUGUCACAAACUUAAGGGAAGACUUCACUUUUAGGUAGAGCAGUAGGAGGCCAGGUUUCAGCAGGGUAAUGCACAAUGCAUCAUCACCUCCAGUUCAGAGAGGAGUGGCUAUAUAAUGGGACAUGAGGACUGUGUUUAAACUGAUUUAGAAGGCUGAAGACAGUCUUGCCCAGGAAAAAAAACUUUAACUGUGCUGCUUUUAUAUAACUUAUUGUAAAAAGUUCUCUUGAUUACUCUGUAUGUUUAAAUCUUUUCUAGAGCCGCUAUAGAAAAUAAAUCCACCAUGUUGAACUGCAGCAAAGAGGAUGGCUGCAAGACUCUCCCAUUAUUGAGUUAUGAUAGUGGGCAGGGCUAGUGUUCAGCUUUUCCUUAUGCUUCUACUGUACAAAAAUGGCUGCUGAAUGAGACUUGUUUAAAACACUAAUUGUGUCAACUGCAACAAGUUAGAGUGUUAGCUUGAUUAAAUGGAAUAUUUGGAAAUGCAGUUUCCUUGAGUCAGGUUAUUGAGUUAACUUGCUUGAUAGUUAAGGUUGCAAGUUUGUCAGAUUGACUUUGUUGCAGCUGGUGCUGGUUCCAGGGCUGCUCAAGCUGGGUGGCCCUGGGGCCAGCAGUGUAAGAGGGGGCUUAGGGCUUUCUGGCUCCCACUCCCAUGGCCCUGCAGCUCCCAGGUGGUGGAAGGGUCUCCAUGCUGCCUGUAGGCCCUGCCCCUGCAGUACCUAGUGGCUGUGGUUCCCAGCCAAUGGGAUCAGCAGAGCUCCUUCCCUGGCCCCUCUAUCACCUAGGAGCUAUGGAGCCAGGAAGGGAGCCCCUACGAAGUCUCCCCCCCCCCCCCC